This is a messenger RNA of Fimicolochytrium jonesii, 1050 nucleotides long. RefSeq lists its product as uncharacterized. The coding region runs from base 1 to 1050 and encodes 349 amino acids. Lineage: Eukaryota; Fungi; Chytridiomycota; Chytridiomycetes; Spizellomycetales; Powellomycetaceae. The transcript has a single exon. The record is from RefSeq and is a predicted model, not a curated record.
AUGGCGCUGCUGUUGGCGUCUUUUGGAGAAGCUCACAACGAUGGACGCCUGGGGAUUAGGGAAGAGCAUCGAGAAACGCAUAAGACCAGCACAGGGCCAAAAGACGACCGUUCGAGCCCAGUAGUCACUCCGUCUACCACUCCACCCCAAAAACAAAUGCGCACCUCCCUCCUCUUCGCCCUAGCCGCGGGCACCCCGCUCGUCUACGCCGACACAUGGGUCCGCUUCGAAACCUUCCUUUCCACCGCUGACUGCAGCCCCACCUUCCCGCCCGGAUACAUCGAAUUCACCAACAUCACCACAUUCACCACCACGGAGCCGCUCCUCGGCGAGCCGCUCGCGCAGCUAGUCGACUGCGACAGCGGGUACACGCCCGAAGCCAACGGGAAUUCAUUCAAAUGCAGCGACAACACCCUCAAAGAAGGGUGUUUGAGACAUAACACGACGACCGAGUCGCGCCUGGUGACCACUUUCGCGGGCCUCGCCCCCAACGCCACGCCGGCUGUGAACACGUUCCCGGAUACGGUGCUGAACCGCCCGGACGUCGGGAAGCUGUGGUAUCUCAUCGACACGCAGUAUUUCGGGUUCAUCGAGGACGAGCAGUCGGACUGCGCCACCCACCCUAUCAUGGGCGACGGGCGGAUCUCGACUCGCGCGGUGCUGGCUGACGGGUCCUGCAGGCCUAUGAACGCUACGUCGUCGUCUAGUAUCAAGUGCAAUGACGACGGGACCUGGGUUGAGAAACGGGGAUGUGGGCAGGGGUGUGAGACGUGUGAUGAGGUGGUGGUGCAUCACCCGGGUGUGUGUGAGAGGAGGGCGGUGACUGGGGAGAGGCGGAGGAGGGUUUCCAACAUUAUUGGAUUCUGUACGAGGCCGCAGAAGGGGUGGUUUGUGGGCAGACUGGGCGCUGCUGCUGGUGUGGGUGGGACUGUCGGAAGUGCCGGUGCAGGUUCUUCGGGUUCUUCCAAUGAUGCAAUGGUGAAAACGACGGCGGGUAUGGCGCUUGGUUUGGCCAUUAGUGCUGCGUGGGCGGCGGCGGUACUCUUCUAG